AUGGCUCGAGCUGCAAGCAAGAUGUGGGAAUGCUACUGCCUGCGUCCCACUCUCAACUCCCCCUCCACCCUCCUCCCCGUCUUUCUCUACGGCACAGCCUGGAAGAAAGACCAAACAGCCGACCUUGUCUAUAAUGCGGUCCACGCCGGCUUCCGAGCUGUUGACACCGCCGCUCAGCCACGACACUACCAAGAACAUCUCGUAGGCGAUGGCAUUCGUCAGGCCAUCGCGGAAGGUCUCGUCCGCCGGGAGGAUCUAUAUUUGCAAACCAAGUUCAGUCCGAUCGGGGCCCAGGAUCCAAACAACAUGCCCUAUGAUCCCAGCCUGUCCGUGACGGAACAGGUCCAUGCCUCUAUCAAGUCUUCUCUGCACAAUCUUCGUCCAUCGGCAGACCCCAGCAGCGUAUCCGAUGCAUACAUCGAUACGCUAGUCAUCCACUCACCGCUCCGAACCAUAGAGAUGACCCUGGAGGCAUGGCAGGCUCUGGAGACGUACGUCCCACACCGCAUCCGCAACCUGGGCAUCUCGAAUUGCUCAUUGCCCAUCCUUGAGGCGCUCAACGCCUCAUCCGCUACGAAGGUGAAGCCGGCGAUCGUGCAGAAUCGGUUCUAUGAGGAUACUGCAUUUGAUGUCCCUCUGCGAGCAUUUUGCCGGGACAACAAUAUCAUCUACCAAAGUUUCUGGACCUUGACUGCUAACCCAGAUUUGGUGCGCUCUCAGCCUGUGCAACAAUUGGCUUCACAGGUCAAGAUUAGCCCGGCGGCAGCAUUGUACGCCCUUGUCAUGGGGUUGGGCCAUACGACAGUGUUGAAUGGCACGAAAAAUAAUGAUCGCAUGAGGGAAGAUCUGGCAGCCCCGCUUCUCGUCCAGCAGUUCGCGCAGACGCAGCCUGUCGAGUGGCAACAGCUAUUGACGGGAUUCCAGCAAUUGGUGGGUGACGCUUAA
Messenger RNA from Penicillium argentinense, 945 nucleotides. RefSeq names its product putative aldo-keto reductase (AKR). The coding region runs from base 1 to 945 and encodes 314 amino acids. Gene Ontology annotation, molecular function: aldose reductase (NADPH) activity. Gene Ontology annotation, cellular component: cytosol. The transcript has 2 exons. The record is from RefSeq and is a predicted model, not a curated record. NCBI's taxonomy places the organism in Eukaryota, Fungi, Ascomycota, Eurotiomycetes, Eurotiales, Aspergillaceae.